AUGGCGGCGCGCCUCCUCCUCCUCGUCGUCAUCCUCUGCUCCGCCGUCAUUAUUGCCUCCUCCACCAGCCAGAACAAGAACAAGAACAACAGCCUGCCACUGCCAGUGCCAGACGGCCCAGACCCUUGCGCCGGCCGCCGCAUCCACAUCCGGCGCCUCCCCGCGAGCUUCAACACGCACCUCCUCCUCUACUGCGCCACGGCGUUCCCGCUGGCGGACCCAGACUCAAAGUCAGUCCCGGCGUGCACCUCCCUGGCCAACCACGGCCUGGGCCCGCGCACCCACAACGGCACCCGCUCCUGGUACCGCACGGACGCCCGGCUCCUGGAGCCCUUCUUCCACCGCCGCCUCCUGGAGCACGACUGCCUCGCGGCCCGCCCCGCCCAGGCCGACGCCGUGUUCCUCCCCUACUACGCGGCGCUGGACGCGCUGCCCUACGUCCUCCACCCGGACCUCCUCAACUCGUCGGCGCUCCACGGGCUGCCGCUCGCGCGCUUCCUGGCGCGCCACCAGCCGCGGGUCCUGGCGCGCCGCCACGGCCACGACCACUUCUUCCUCCUCGCCGGCACCGCCUGGGACUACUCGCAGCCGCAUGACGCCGACCCCCGGUGGUACGGCACCACGUCGCUGCUCCGCCUCCCCGAGCUCGCCAACUUCACGGUCCUCACGCUGGAGUCGCGCGCCUGGCCCUGGCAGGAGCACGCCAUCCCGCACCCGACCUCCUUCCACCCGUCCUCGCUGCCGCGCCUCCGGUCCUGGAUCGCCCGCGCGCGCCGCUCCCGUCGCACCGCGCUCAUGCUCUACGCCGGCGGCGUCUCCAGGCCGUCCAGGCUCAACAUCCGGGGCGCCAUCCUCGCCGAGUGCGCCAACCGCACGUCGGCUGUGUGCACCGUCGUCGACUGCUCCGCCGCCGCGUGCGGGCUCAACCCCGUGGCGUACAUGCGGCCCAUGCUCAACGCUAACUUCUGCCUGCAGCCGCCCGGGGACUCGCCGUCCCGCCGCUCUACGUUCGACGCCAUCGUCGCCGGAUGCAUCCCGGUCUUCUUCGAGCACGCCGCCGCCAGGAUGCACUACGGCUGGCACCUGCCCCGCGGGAGGUACGACCAGUUCUCCGUCACCAUACCCAAGGAGUCGGUGGUGAUGGGGGACGUCAGGAUCGCCGACGUGCUGGCGGCGGUGCCCGAGGACAAGGUCGCCAGGAUGCGGGAGCGCGUGCUGGAGAUGGCGCCCAGGGUGGUGUACCGGCGGCACGGGAGCGCGGCGGACCUGAGGGAGGCCACCAAGGACGCCGUCGACCUCGCCGUGGAGGGCGUCCUGAGGAGGAUACGGAGGCGGGUGAGCGCGCUGGAGAGCGGACACCCGGACGCCAUCUACGAGCUGCAGGACGACGACGACGAUUCGGACGGACGGACGUAG
Messenger RNA from Miscanthus lutarioriparius, 1416 nucleotides. The record is from the annotation of a GenBank genome assembly. Lineage: Eukaryota; Viridiplantae; Streptophyta; Magnoliopsida; Poales; Poaceae.